Messenger RNA from Catharus ustulatus (Swainson's thrush), 6560 nucleotides. RefSeq names its product fer-1 like family member 5 (gene FER1L5). The coding region runs from base 1 to 6165 and encodes 2054 amino acids. The transcript is spliced from 51 exons. Gene Ontology annotation, cellular component: T-tubule; membrane; cytoplasmic vesicle. Gene Ontology annotation, molecular function: calcium ion binding; calcium-dependent phospholipid binding. The record is from RefSeq and is a predicted model, not a curated record. Gene Ontology annotation, biological process: monocyte activation involved in immune response; plasma membrane repair; macrophage activation involved in immune response. Lineage: Eukaryota; Metazoa; Chordata; Aves; Passeriformes; Turdidae.
AUGCUGCGGUGCCACGUGGUCGCCGUCCACAUUCCCGGGGCCACCGGCUUCGGUCCCGGCGUCCUGCUGUCCCUCUGCUUCCGAGGCGUCCCCAGGAGAACCCAGGUGGUGCCCGAGGAGCGCAGCCUCACCUGGAAUGAGGAGCUGGUGUGGCCGCUGGACACGUGUCCCCUGAGCGCCACAGACACGCUGAGCCUGCGCUUGCGGCGCUGGGACUGCCCGCUGCCCCAGGGGGACCUGGGUGCCGUCACCGUGUCACUGGGCGAGCUGGUGGCCAACCCAAACCUGCCGAUGGCCGUCAGGGACAUCCCGCUGCUGGACCACCGGGACCUGCCCACGGGGUGCACCGUCACCUUCCGCUGCUACUACGACCCGCCCGGCACGGCCGGCGAUGUCGCUGUCACCGCGCACGGACAGGUGGCACUGCAGCCACCGGCGAUGGCCCCUGCAGACAGGAAAGAGGAUUUCCAGGUCCGGGUGAGGGUCAUCAAGGGCCGCCAGCUGCGGGGCAAGGACAUCAAACCCGUGGUGAAGGUCCAGAUCGGGAAGCGGAAUUUCCGCACCCGCAGCCGGAGCGGGAACAACCCCUACUUCAAUGAGGUGUUUUGCCAGAAUUUCCGCCAGACACCGGAGCAGCUGGUGGCACAGCCCAUCCACAUCCAGGUGCUCCGUUCACCAAACGUCUGCAUCAAACCCAUCAUCGGCGUCUUCGAGCUUGACAUUGGCACCAUCUACUCUGCCCCAGGGCGCAGCCUGAGCGGGAAGUGGCUGAGCCUGCAGCACCCGCGGCGCCGCGACGGCCGCUCCCAGGGCUUGCUGCAGCUCAGCCUGGUGGUGCGCCGAGCAGGAGAGCGCGCCCAGGAGCAGGACAUGCCGGCGGGGGACGAGGAUGUGGAGGCCAACCUGCUGCGGCCACCGCCCUGCGCCACCGCGCUGCAGAUCCGCGUGUUCCGCGCCGAGGACCUGCCACGGGCGGAGCCGGCGCGGCCGUGCCUGGGCGGCACCACGGGCUCGGCCAAGGUGUCGGUGCGGGUCGGCUUUGCGGGCAGGACGCUCUGCACCCGCGGGAUCCUCCCCGAUGCCCGCCCCGAGUGGAACGAGGUUUUGUUCUUCCCCCUGCGGCUGCCUCCGAUCUGUGACGAGAUCGUGCUGGAAAUCCUGCGUGGGUCGUGCCGGAGCAAAGUCCUGGGCAGGGCCACCCUGAGGCUGUCCCAGAUCUCCCGGGACCCCGACGAGCUCGAGGAGGGGACACCCCCCAGAGGGUUCCUGCCCUCCUUCGGGCCCUGCUUCCUGCCCUUCUACGGCCCCCGGCCCGACUCUGCCAGGGACUCGGGGCUGGUUUAUCGAGGCCGGCUGCUGCUGGAGCUCUGCACCCACGUGGGGACCCCGCCCGGGCGUCAGCGUGAAGCCAUCGCGCCCGUGGACAUCGAGCGGGCACAGAGCCGCCUGCCUCGCUGCCAGCUGGGGCUCUGCGGGGUUUUCUACUCGGCCACGAUGGUGCCAGGCGGCCCCGAGCCGCUGAGCCUCGAGCUGGGCAUCGGCAGCGCCGCAGCCGCCACCGCGCAGGGACUGCCCGUGCCCGACGGGAACCUCUACCACCACCUGCCGUGGUUUGGGGACAAACCGGUGGCCGCUGUCACCUCGCUGUGGGAGGACGCCGGGCACCGCUGGGACAGCCUGAACCUCCUGCGAACCCUGUGCCAGCACCUGGAGCGGAACCUGGCCGAGCUGCGGGGACACCGUGGUGACACCGCUGGGGACACCGCUGGGGACAUCAGGGCGAGGCUGCUGCGGGAACUGGCCCAGGACUGCACGGACGCCCUGGCCUGGCUGGAGGUUCAGCCCACCCUGACCACCCUGGACCAGCAGCUCUGCAGCUCCCGGCUCCUGCUCCUGCGGCAGCUGCGGCGCGCGGCCGAGGCCGAUCCCCAGAAAGCGCCGGAGCUGCGCGGGGACGCCUUGGGGACAGUGGCCCGGGGGUGGCUGCGGCGCGUGGCCGCGCUGGCCAUCGAGCCCCAGGCCGGUGUCCCUGACGUGCAGCUGUGGCUGCUGCGGGGCCAGCUGCGGGUGGCCUCGGCUCGUGUCCCCGCCACCGACGUGCUGCACUCGCCACGCGGCCCCAGCGCCUGCGGCCGCCUCUGCAGGAAGGUCCUGAGCCUGUUCCUGGGCUGCGGGGACAUCCAGGCCCAGGUGCGGGUCCAGCUGUGGCUGGGACGAGUGGCCGAGAGCGGGGACCUGGCCCAGCUGCUCGAGGGGACCCUGCGCUUCUACAGCGAGACGUACGAGAACCAGACACGGCUGCUGGGGAAAUGGGGGCCCCGGAAGCUUUUGGGGCGCCCCGCGUUCUCCGACAGCUCCGGCCGGCCGGGGCUCCCCCCGGAGCACAUCCAGCCCCCCAAGGGCUGGCGCUGGGACGGCCCCUGGAGCGUGGAGCGGCCGCGGCGGGUGCUGGCACGGCCGCAGCCCGCGGUGAGCGCGGCGCUGGAGGAGCUGUACGAAAAGCAGAGCCGCGAUCCCGGCGGGGACUGGAGCCCGUCCGGCACAGCCAGCACGGACGGCGUGAGUGGGGACAGAGUGGGGGACAGCGGGGGUGACAUGAGAGUGACGGGGCUCAGCUCUCGCCUGGCUUUGCAGAGAGGAGUGGCGGUGCCACUGAAGGAGGAGGUGGCGUGUCCCCAGGGCUGGCGCGUCGCCAGUGACUGGUACGUGGACACGGAGGGGGACGUGGAUGAGGACGGUUGGCAGUACAGUGUGGGCAUGGAGGAUGGCAGCCCCCCGGCAGAGUGGCACAGCAAGGGACAACACUGCCACACCCUCCGGCGCCGGCGCUGGGUCCGGCUCUGCCACAGGGACAGCGACAGCUGGACGUGGGAACAGGACACGGACACCUUCAGCACCCUGGACCCCGAGGAGCUGUGGGAGGACGAGGCCUGGCAGCCAGAGUGCUUCUGGGGCUGUUCCUUCCAGCCCAAGGUUCCCGCGGGUCCCCGGUGCCGCCGGCGCCGCUGGCAGCGCAGCCUGGUCCCUGCAGAGACCCCAAACGUGGCACCGCUGUUCCUGCUCCAGGGAGUGCCGGACACUGAGGACCUGGUCCAGAACCAUCCAGCUGUGGCCCCACAGCUGCCAGGGAGCUCCUCCCAGACACCCCUGCAGCAGCCACCCCCCUUCAUCCUCUGCACCUUCCAGCGGCCCGGCUGCUUCCAGCUCCGCUGUUACAUCUUCCAGGCACUGGAUCUGGCCCCCGGCAGCGCCAGGACCUCCAUAGAUGCCACCGCGCACGUGUCGUUCGUGUGGCUGAGCCAGCGCACGCGGGCGGUGCGCGGGGCUCUGGACCCGCGGUGGGAGCAGACGCUGCUGUUCCCCCGGGUGCUGCUGUUCGGGGACCCCCGGCGCGUCCUGGAGGAUCCCCCGCCUGUUGUGGUGGAGGUGUGGGACCAGCCGGGACAGGGCUCCGGUGUUUUCCUGGGGAGGUGCGUGUGCACCCCGCCGCUGUGGCUGGACGUGGAGCACCGGGAGCCCCCCCGGCUGCAGCCGCACCCCCUGCAGGGACCGCGGGGCCCGGCCGGGGAGCUGCUGGCCGCCUUCGAGCUCCUGCAGGAGCCCGAGGAUGGGUCCCCGGCUCCGCUCGGCCCCCUGCCCCUGAGGAAGGACGAGUUCGGCAUCCCCCCAGAACUGCGGCCGCGCCUGCAGAGGGUGGCACUGGAGGUGCUGGCCUGGGGGCUGCGGGGGCUGCGCGGGGCCGUGCGGGAGCCGCGCCUGGAGCUGCAGUGGGGGGAGCAGAGCCUGUGGACCCCACCGAUCAAAGACAUCACCGCCAACCCAAACUUCCCCAGCAACGCCUUCAUGCUCACCCUGACGCUGCCCGAGGAGGAGCGAUUUGUGCCGCCCAUCCGGCUGCGCCUCUGGGACCGGGCAGACACCCAGCGGCGACUGCUGCUGGGCCAGGCCAGCGUCAGGGACCUGGGCCGGUACCGCUGCCACCCGCCCCGCCAGGGACAGCUCCUGGGCUCUGGCAAUGCCGGCAAUGGCUCUCAUGCGAUUGUGUCAAUGCCAGACGAGCUCCUUUCCCUGCCCAUCUCCUUCAGCCACUGGAAACGUUGCUGUUCCUUUCUCCUCGCCACAGCCCCAGUCAGGAUGGCUCAGGACCUGCUCAGCUACCUCAGGAACAGCAGGGCUGAGGACAAGGACAAGGAAGACAAGGAGGAGGAGGAGGAGGAGGAAGAGGAGGAGGAGGAGGAAGAGAGGGACUGGUGGAGCAAAUUCUACUCAUCCAUGGAGGAGAAGGGCCCCAAAUCCCCACGGAGAGCCAACAGGGACAGACUAAAGAUCUACAACUGCGAGCUGGAGGCGGUGCCCGAGUUCGAGGGGCUGCAGGAUUUCUGCCAGACCUUCCCCCUCUACAAACCGGGCCGUGCCCCCGCGCCCGGGCAGGAUCCCGAGCCCGUGGGCAGCUUCAAGGGGCUUUUCCGCAUUUACCCCGUGCCCGAGGAGGUCGGAGCGUGUCCCCCACCCCGCUGCUUCCAGCGCCUGCCCCCCAGCGCCCCGCAGGAGUGCCUGGUGCGGGUCUACAUCGUGCGAGCGCUCCACCUGUCCCCCCGCGAUGUCACCGGGCUGAGCGAUCCCUACGUGCGGGUGUCGCUGGGCAGGAAGACGCUGGGACAGCGGGACCAGUACGUGCCCAACACCCUGGAGCCCGUGUUCGGCAGGAUGUUCGAGCUGAUGGCCACCAUCCCGCUGGAGAAGGACCUGCAGGUGACAAUCAUGGACUACGACAAGGUGCCACCGGACCAGGAGAUCGGCAGCACCACCAUCGACCUGGAGAACCGGCUGCUGUCCAACUUCCGUGCGCGCUGCGGGCUGCCCACCCUGUACCGCACCACGGGCCCCACGUGCUGGCGGGACCAGCUGUGCCCCAGCCGGACCCUGGAGCUGCUCACGGAGUCCCGGGGGCUGCCCGGGCCCCUCUUCAACCCCCAGGGCACUGCCCUGACCCUCGACGGGCAGAGCUUCGAGCUGCAGCAAUUCGAGAGGGGUCACUCCCGGCUCCGCCACUCCGGGGAGCCCCGAGAGCGCCUGGCCCUGCACGUGCUGAACCUGUGCGAGCUCGUCCCGGAGCACCUGGAGACGCGGAGCCUGCAGAGCAGCGCCCAGCCCGGGCUGGAGCAGGGCAAGGUGCAAAUGUGGGUGGACAUUUUCCCCACCAGCCUCGGCCCCCCCGGGCCCCCCAUCAACAUCGACCCCCGCAAGGCCGAGGGGUAUGAGCUGCGCUGUGUGGUGUGGAGGGUGCAGGACGCGGACCUGGGGGACGUCAACCUGCUGGGCCAGCGCAUGAGUGACAUCUACGUGACUGGGUGGCUGGACGGGCUCCCCGAGCAGCGGCAGCAGACCGACAUCCACUAUCGCUCCCUGGACGGGAACGGCGCCUUCAACUGGCGCUUCGUGUUCCCCUUCGAGUUCCUGGCGGCCGAGAAGCUCUGCGCCAUCCGCCGCAAGGAGCACGUGUGGAGUUUGGACGAGACGCUGCUGAAGGUGCCGCCCAAACUCAUCCUCCAGGUGUGGGACAAUGACAAGUUCAAGGCGGACGAUCUGCUGGGGAUCCUGGAGCUGGAGCUCACCCGGCUGCGCCAGCCGGCCCCCAGCGCCCGCCUGUGCUGGGUCACACCGCAGGACCUGUCCUGGCUGUCCCGGGCCUGGUGCCGCUCCCCGGCGCUGGAGCGCUCCCCUCUGGACCUGUUCCGCAGGCGGAGGGCUCGGGGAUGGUGGCCCUGCACCAUGCAGGAGGACAGCGGCCAGCGGCUCUCUGGGAAGCUGCAGCUCAGCCUGGAGCUGCUGACAGCGCAGGAAGCCGAGGAGCGGCCGGUGGGGAAGGGUCGAGAGGAGCCCAACAAGCACCCAACGCUGCCCAAGCCCAAGCGCCCCAAGUCCUCGUUCCUGUGGCUGCGCUCCCCGCUGAGGCUGAUGCGCCACGGCAUCCGCUGGCGCUACCUGCUCUGGAUCGGCCUGGGGCUGGUGGCCUUCCUGCUGCUCCUGGUGCUCCUCCAUUCCUUAUUCCAGAGAUCCUCUCUGACCGUGAAGAUGCCUGACCCGCGCCAGUUCCUGCAUUACUUCAGCAAGGAGCAGCCGGCCACGGAGCAUCCCUCGAGUGGGAGUGGGGCAAAAAGCUGAGGAGCGACCCCAGCUCCCCGUUUGCUCGGCUCUGAACCCCCUCCCCGAGCUGCUCCCCCUCUCCUCAGUGGGUUCUCCAGCCAGGAGGGGAUGGCCCCGCUGCAGAGCUGCUGUCCCGACAGCAGUGCCGAGGGAGCUGCCCAUCGAUGUUCCCUUUUGAACAAAGUCGUGUCCGAGCACCUCCAAAGCAUCGUCCCUGUCUCUGUGGGCUGGGGAGGGACACGGGCACCAGUCGGGGAGCAGAUCCGCAGCCCCAGCCCCGAUCCCAAAUUCAGCCCUAACUCCAGCUCCACCCCAGCCCCUAUUCCAGUCACAGGUUCGGCUGCAGCUUCUGAACUCAGCCCCAGUGCCACUGCCCUGACCCCAACACCGUCAUCAACCCUCACCUAAUGCCA